Messenger RNA from Elaeis guineensis (African oil palm), 2612 nucleotides. Lineage: Eukaryota; Viridiplantae; Streptophyta; Magnoliopsida; Arecales; Arecaceae. The record is from RefSeq and is a predicted model, not a curated record.
CCCCCCCUCCCUCUCGCCCCUUUUCGUCUGACUUAAAAAUGGGAUGUAAAUCUCCUGAGGAUGCCGAGCCCGCUUCCCCCGAGAGACCCGGACAUCGCGCACGAGCAAGAGAGUGAGAGACAACCAAAGAUGGAAUCCUUUUCAAUCUCGCCAGGAUAUGGAGGUCAUCAAACAAGCUCAUAAAUACGAUCCGAUAGAUCUUUCGUUCUUUUUUCAUCGUUUCUUCCAUCUUGAUCCCCUUUCCUUUGUUUUUUUUUUUCAAAUCAAAUUCUGCCUUCUUGAUAGUUUUCUUCGAUUUUUUUUUGCAAGACUUUGUGUUGGUUUCGAUUUUUCUGUUUCUUGGUUUGGUUCCGAUCAUAAAGCCGCAUUCUUGAUUGAUUGAGAUAUGUAGCUGGAUCCUUUAUCUUAAAUUGGAAUGGGAUCUGCGGAGAGUUUUGGGUGAUUGGCUUUUGCUUGUGGGGAGGGAGUUAUUUCUUCGUUGUUAUGAUGAUGUUUUCUUAGAGGCUUUUACGUAUUUGUCUGUCCUUUUAUACAUAGUUUCUUAAUCAAGAUUUAGUACAUAAUUGAAUGGCGGCUUGUUGUUUGGUUAGCUGAUUCUUGAUUAAGAGCUUCCAGGGUUCUCUAUGCUUCUUCUUGUUUCCAUGACUGUUAUAUGUUUGACUCUGGUUCUCAAUCGGUUUCUGCCGACAUUGUUGUUCUUGGGUCGAUAGAAUUUUGAUGCCUUCGAGCUAAAUUGGGCCUUUUCUUGUGGUAUUAGUGAUCAAAUGGCCAAUAGAAACACACAGACCCAUGGCCUUGUGAGCCGAAAGUUCCUGUGCUGUUGGCUCUUCCUUGUGAUAGUCCUGGUUCUCUACUGUAUCUUCUCUUGGGAUUCCACCUCCCUGCCUGCUCCCAUCGACCAUAGCCUUUUUCCCAAUCAAAAGGCCUUCUCGUUGUUCGAAAACCAGAGCAUUCCUCUAAGGGAUGAACUGAGGGAUGACCUGCCAUUGAACCAGGAGACCUAUUCCUUGGAUCAACCCAAAGAACAAGAACUUAAGAAAUGUGAUCCGAGCAAGGCAAUCUUGAAGGUUUUCAUGUAUGAUAUGCCUCCUGAGUUUCAUUUUGGUUUGUUGGAUUGGGUGGCCGAUGGCAAGAGUGUCUGGCCAGAUAUCCGAACGAAAAUUCCAUCCUAUCCUGGUGGGUUGAAUCUCCAGCAUAGCAUAGAGUACUGGCUCACAUUGGAUUUGUUGUCCUCAAGAUUUCCCGAUCGUAGUGGCCCAUGCACUGCUGUAAGAGUUGAGGACUCUCGUGAAGCCGAUGUUGUGUUUGUGCCAUUCUUCUCAUCUUUGAGCUAUAACCGGCAUUCGAAAAUCAAACCACCAGAAAAGGUUAGUCGGAACAAGAUGCUGCAGCAGAAACUGGUAAUGUAUUUAACAGCUCAAGAGGAAUGGAAAAGGUCAGGGGGAAAAGACCAUAUCAUAAUGGCACACCAUCCAAACAGCAUGCUGGAUGCUCGGACGAAAUUGUGGCCUUGCAUGUUCAUUCUUGCAGAUUUUGGAAGGUAUAUUCCACGUGUAGCUAAUGUGGAGAAAGACAUUAUUGCUCCUUACAAGCAUGUGAUCAAGACCUUUGUGAAUGACACAUCUAUGUAUGAUGAUCGCCCUACAUUAUUAUAUUUUCAAGGAGCCAUCUACAGGAAAGAUGGGGGGAGCAUUCGACAAGAGCUCUUUUAUCUUCUCAGAAACGAAAAGGAUGUACACUUCUCGUUUGGCAGUGUUCAAGCGAAUGGGAUCAAUGAAGCCAGCCAAGGGAUGCAUUCAUCAAAAUUCUGUCUGAAUAUUGCGGGGGAUACUCCUUCCUCCAAUCGCCUUUUUGAUGCCAUAACCAGCCACUGUGUCCCUGUCAUUAUAAGUGAUGAGAUUGAACUCCCAUUCGAGGAUGUCCUGGACUACUCUGAAUUCUGCAUCUUUGUCCGUGCUUCUGAUGCAGUCAAGGAAGGUUUCUUGAUGAAGCUGAUUAGAGGCAUAAGCCGAGAGGAAUGGACACGAAUGUGGAAAAAGCUGAAGGAGGUUGAGGGCUAUUUUGAGUUCCAGUACCCUUCUCGGAAGGAUGAUGCAGUGCAGAUGAUCUGGCAGGCGGUGGCUAGAAAGGUACCUGCAAUUCGGCUGAAGGUACACAGGUCCAGACGAUUUUCUCGGUUUAAAAUUGGGAGAUAGAAUCUGAACCGAAGGAUGCCUCACUUUUACAAAUGACUGCUGGAGUGCUGAGGAUCUUGUUUCGUAUCAUUUCUCCGGCAAACAGAUUUAGUCUCAGGAUAUGAGGAAUAUUUGGGAUCUAACGGAGUUUAUAUUCCAUCGUAGCAAUUUUCUCUGACCAUGUAAAAUUGCAGCUUGUGAGGGGGGGGGGAAUGUGUUCUUAAUGUAGGAUUUGAGCAUUGAUUUUUGAGUUUUGGUCUGUAAACAGUAGGGUGUCAGUUGGCAUCCUUGUAUCGACUCGUACUCCAACAGAGAGACAUUAUAGCCUUUUCCCAUUCAAGUCUAACAAGAGGAGAAAGGUCAUUGGACUGUCAAAACACCGGAACAAAAGUCAUUGAAUGUAGAAAUGCCAGUGGAUCCUUGAGGUAUUCAGUAGUA